Molecule: messenger RNA, 1781 nt
Organism: Perognathus longimembris pacificus (Pacific pocket mouse)
Lineage: Eukaryota; Metazoa; Chordata; Mammalia; Rodentia; Heteromyidae
Gene: Mdh1b
Product: malate dehydrogenase 1B
Exons: 9
Coding region: 46-1503 (485 amino acids)
Biological process (GO): tricarboxylic acid cycle; malate metabolic process; oxaloacetate metabolic process
Molecular function (GO): L-malate dehydrogenase (NAD+) activity
Source: RefSeq, a predicted model, not a curated record
AGGAAACCGCGACGCCGCCGGCGCGGAUCGUGGUCUUCUCAGACCAUGGCCAAGUUCGUGAUCGCGGGUAAAGCGGAUUGUCCGUUUUAUGCCAAAGCAGAACUUCUGGCAGACUAUUUACAAAAGAAUCUUCCUGAUUUCCGAAUAUUUAAAAUCACACAGCACCCUGAUGUUUGGGAGGAGUGGCUGAAAGGAGUGUGUGAAAAGAAUAAAUGGAAUCACAAAAGGUCUCCAAUCAUCUGGAGAGAAAUGAUCGAUCGUGGAGGAAAGGGUCUGCUCCUGGGUGGACAUAACGAGUUCUUAGAGUAUGCUCAGCUGUAUUAUGGUGUCACCUCUAGUAUGACAACUCAGAUGAUGAUGGUAAUUGCUCAAGAGAAUCUGGAAACACACAUAGGAAAAGAACUGGAGAAAGAAGCCCUGAGCGAUCUUAUCAACCCCUUGCAGGUCUGGAUCACCAGUGCAUCCUCCCCGGCUAGCUACAGCCUGAUUCCCAUACUGAUCAGCGGUGAAGUGUUUGGCAAGAACACCGAAAUCAGCCUUACUCUAUUUGACCAGCCGAAGGUGGAAAAUUAUCUCAAAGUCAUGGUGAUGGAGACCCAGGACAUGGCAUCUCAGAUCCUCCUCAGAACCUCCUAUUGCACCAAGAUAGAAGAGGCCUUCCGCCAAGCGCAGGUCAUCAUCAUGCUGGAUGAGAACACCGAGAAGGAGGUGACCAGCCUGGAAGACUGCCUGAGGAGCAAGGUGUCCCUGUGUCGCCUCUACGCAUACCACAUAGAGAAAAAUGCUCAGGAAUCUGUCAGGGUCAUUGUGGGAGGAAAAAACUUUGUGAAUCUGAAAACGAUUUUGCUUAUGCAGUUUGCCCCAACCAUCGCACACAACAUUGUCGCCGUGGCCAUGGGUGUGGAAGGCCAAGCCAGAGCCAUGGUGGCCAGAAAGCUGAAAACAACCUCCUCAUGCAUCAAAGAUGUGAUCAUUUGGGGCAACAUCAGCGGGAAUAACUAUGUGGAUCUGAGGAAAGCGAGGGUUUAUGGAUAUGAUAGUGCAAUUUGGGGGCCUCCUAAUUAUUCUCGCCCUGUUUUAAGCUUGCUUUUUGACAGAGAAUGGAUACAGAAAGAAUUUGUGAUGACUCUUAAAAACAUGACAGCCACAGGAAAACUAUUUGGAGGCAUUUUGGCUGCACAUAGCAUCACCACUACUUUGAAAUACUGGUACCAUGGCUCACCACCUGGGGAGAUUGUGUCCUUAGGAGUAUUGAGUGAGGGCCAAUUUGGUAUUCCGGAAGGGAUUGUCUUUUCUAUGCCUGUGAAAUUUGAGAAUGGGACCUGGAUGGUUCUUACUGAUCUUGAAAACAUUGAAAUAAGUGGAAAAAUAAUGAACAACCUGACAAGUGAUCUGUUUCAGGAGAAACUUGUUGCACUUGGAAACAACAUAAUUUUUCAGCCUUACAGAUCAGGUAAUGUCUUUAGAUAUUUUACUUCAUUGAGCUACUAUGAAGAGCAUUAAAUACUUGUUAUAAAUGAAUCACUAUUAAUGUAGAUACUCAAAUCCAUAUUUCAUUAUUUUUCACUAAAUUACUGACAAAAGAAACUACCAAAUUCAGAAUCUUUUGAAAUGAAACACGGUAAAAAUGUUAAAGAGAUCACCUAAAACACCUACCUAAAUUUUGUAUAGAGAAUAUUUAAUAGUUUUGUAGACCUACUAUAAUAAAUUGCCAUGAACUAGGCAGAUUAAAACAGCAAUGACCCAAGAUAAAUUGAUUAUAUGUGCUAAGACCCUAUUUU